AUGUCGUUUGCCAAAUUCGCAAAAGCGCUUCCUCCUUCGCUCAGCCUCGUAGGUCGAACCGCACUCAUCACUGGCUCCUCCUCUGGCAUCGGCAGGCAGACCGCACUGCACCUCGCUCGCGCCGGCGCUAGCAUUCUCUGUACAGACCUGCAACCUGACCCGCUCGGCGCCCAAAACUCCCGUUGCGAAGGCUCUCGUCAUGUUCCCACUCACCAGCUGAUCAAUAAACUCGGUGGACACGCUCACUUCCAGCGACUCGACGUCACCUCUGAAGCCGACUUCAAAGCUGCGAUCGAUACGAGCGUUUCUUUCAGCACCAAUGCACGGCUCGAUAUCCUGGUCAAUAAUGCCGGCAUCACAGCGUUUUCCGGUGGUAUCGAGCACGAAUGCGUCCAUGUGCUCGAAAAGAUGAUGCAGAUCAACAUCAAGGGCGUUUGGUUGGGCACCAAACUGGCUGUCCAGCAGAUGCUGAAACAAGAACCCAUCGCUUUUCCAGCUGACCUUGAGCAGGACUUGGACAGCUUUAAUGACGUUCCCACCAGUGUACCGCUUCGUGCAACAUACGCCGCCCAGACCGGUUCCCCAACCUCCACGGUCGGCCGUCAAACUGGCGACAAGGGGGCACGUGGCUCACGAGGUACCAUCAUCCAGAUUGCUUCCAUUCACGGACUCAUAGGUGGCCCCUCUGAGCCCGCUUACUGCGCUACCAAAGGCGCGGUGAUCAACUUGACGCGACAGGUGGCCUGCGAUUAUGCUUCCCACAGGAUCAACGUCAAUGCUAUCGCGCCUGGCUAUUUGGCGGGUACUGCCAUGGUGGCAGAUAUCAGUCCAGAAAUCGCUGCACAAAGACCAACCUAUUGGCCGCAUCAGGGUUCGGCGAGAGACGUUGCCCAUGGAGUUCUCUUCUUUGCAAGAGACGCACCAUGGUGUACUGGCAGCAUCCUGCCUAUCGACGGAGGAACCACUGCCCGCUGA
Molecule: messenger RNA, 975 nt
Organism: Mycosarcoma maydis (corn smut)
Lineage: Eukaryota; Fungi; Basidiomycota; Ustilaginomycetes; Ustilaginales
Exons: 2
Coding region: 1-975 (324 amino acids)
Molecular function (GO): oxidoreductase activity, acting on the CH-OH group of donors, NAD or NADP as acceptor
Source: RefSeq, a predicted model, not a curated record